Molecule: messenger RNA, 360 nt
Organism: Ilex paraguariensis (yerba mate)
Lineage: Eukaryota; Viridiplantae; Streptophyta; Magnoliopsida; Aquifoliales; Aquifoliaceae
Source: the annotation of a GenBank genome assembly
AUGCCACAUUUCAAAAGAAUUCUAAGUGAAAGCCCAAGUGAAGACAGGCCGAUCAAACUGAUUGGCCUUGGUGUCGUGCUUUCACUUAAAGGGCACCGAGCUCUGGAUAGGUACACCACCGUCCACAAGGCUUUUGUGUUCAUUGGCAAUGAUACCGAUUGGUGUUACGACGGCUCCAACCACCAUCUAAGUGGUGUCGAGCACUUUUGUUUCCUCGGAGAUGUGGAGCAUAUGCCGAGCAUGUUUGUUUCCUCAAGGGUAUGGAGUAUAUGUCGCAUUUCGAGACUUCUAAGGACGGAGAGACCCGAGGAGAGACAGGCCAAUCAAAUGAUCAGUUUUGGUUGGCAUUUGAGGAAUUGA